UAAUCAAAAAAAAAAAAAAAAAAAACUGGAAGCGCAUAAUGAAUGAAGUGCAUUGAAAUGAACUCUGGGAGCUCAAAAAUAAGGCUCAUAUCUCAGAGCCCACUGUUAGUAUAGACAUUUCAUAAAAUAAAUAGUUAGAAAACGGAAUCUAUAGACAUUCGGAAGCUGAACACAAAUUGUGGUGUUCUAUGUUGGCUUAUUGAGAAUGCUGUCCACAAUAACAGGAGGCGCCAGCCAAUCAACAUCAGCAGCAACAACAAACACUGAUGAAGCGACAAAAAACCUUGUUCAGAUUGAAGCUUUAAAAGCUGUCAAAGUAAAAGCCGAGCCUUAUUCAACAAUAUCGCCAGAGAACGCAAAUAAUCAAACGAAUCAAACCAUGUCAGAUGAGGCGGAUACAUCUACCAAAAAUAAUUGCAGCACAAAUAAUAACAGCAGCAGCAACAAUAAUAAUAAUAAUAAUAAUAAGGAUUGA
Molecule: messenger RNA, 475 nt
Organism: Drosophila navojoa
Lineage: Eukaryota; Metazoa; Arthropoda; Insecta; Diptera; Drosophilidae
Gene: lgs
Product: BCL9 domain-containing protein legless
Molecular function (GO): histone acetyltransferase activity
Source: RefSeq, a predicted model, not a curated record